Molecule: messenger RNA, 1688 nt
Organism: Malaya genurostris
Lineage: Eukaryota; Metazoa; Arthropoda; Insecta; Diptera; Culicidae
Exons: 2
Coding region: 252-1328 (358 amino acids)
Source: RefSeq, a predicted model, not a curated record
AUACAGAUCUAGGGCUUGCCUUAGCUAGACGUUUCGAAAAAUUCAGAAACGAUAAACAUCAUCGUCAAUUCAGACAUUUUUUCAACUUACUUGCUAUCGAGAAGUGCUGAGGUUUGAAGCUAGGCAAAAUUGUCUGUAAAAUCAACACAACUCGUGGAUGUUGCAGUGAAAAAUAUCCUAAAACUGAUUACAACUAGAUCACGUGGAUUUCAUACGAUAAAGAAAGCUUAUCUCGAGGAAACUAACUCACUAUGGAACCGAUGAGCGUUAGACCAAGUAAACGAGAAUACGACACCCCGGCGAAGGAUCAAUUGAACGAUCAGUUAACAUUUAACCCGAAUCGGAACAGACAAAAUAAUUUACAAACCCACGAAGAUUCGUUCGAUGGUUCAAUGGACUGUCGUUUGCAUCCUUCGACCUUCACUUUAAGAUAUGUGAGAGAGUUUCGAUCACCGGAUGGCGAAGAAUAUAUCAGAAAAGACUACAGCACCGGACAGGCCAACGAACUCGGGUUUUCUGCCUGCGUAAGCAUAGAAUCGAUGAAGAUAACAUUUAUUAACGAAGGCUGUCAGAUGUUGGUGGACGAUGAUCUAAAAGCAGAAAUAAUGAUCGCGAAGCCGGAAUUAUUGGAUCAAACACGCAAUUUUGAACAGGCAAAGAAAGUUCUGCUGGAUCGGCUGCGCGUUGAGAAAGUGCUUUCCGAUGGUCUUUUAGUAAGUCGAAACCAACUACGAACAGAAUUCCGAGGAACUCUUAAAAAUAUAGUAUCGAAAGCCAAUUGUCAGUUAGUCACGGACUGUAUUAAUUUGAAGAAAAUUCUGCAAAAGUACAGUCAGAUUGAUUAUCAGAUCGUGUGUAAAACAGUUAUCGACAAACAGAUAUGUUCUGUGGAACUUCGAGAAAUCGCAACUAAAUUGUAUGAUGCCGAAUGCGGUGUGAAAAAAAGAACUGAACUUCUUCCACCAAUUAUUAUUACACCGGAAACGGACUUUUCUGAAUUGAACACAGCCCUGAAGUGGUUAGACUGCACUCUUCAGCACGUGGGAGAGUUUCGUUCAUCGGAUGGUAAAGAAUAUAUCAGGAAAAAUCAGAUUAGCAGAAAACCUAACGAACUCGGGUUUUCCGCCUGCUUAAGCUCGGAAUCUGGUAAGAUAACAAUUAUUAACGAAGGCUGCCAGAUGUCUAUGGAUGAUGAUCUAAAGGCAGAAAUAAUGAUCGAGAAGCCGGAAUUAUUGGAUGAAACACGCAGUUUUGAACAGGCAAAGAAAGCUCUGCUGGAUCAGAUUCGGUUUGAGAAAGUGCUUUUGGAUCGUGUUUUGGAAAAAUGAUACCAACUACUAAGAAGCUGCGUAAACAUAAGAAACUUCCAACAUGAUCGUGUGCCGUUGCUCGGAUUGCGUCUGAUAAGCAAUUUUGGUUAUGGAAUUAAGUUCGAAGAACUCAUGGAACGUGUCAAGUUGAAACUGUUAUUAACUGAGCUGUAUGAUGCCGAAUGUUUUUUAUUGAGAAGACGUAAACUUUUUCCACACCUUCCAGAAUCAAAUGUUCCAGAAAUUCAUAAGGAAUUUGCGGACAAUCUAUACAGACGCAAUGCAGAACUUAAAGUCUUUCGACCUGUUCAAUUAUUCUUUAAUGCAAAAUUCGCACAUAAUUUGCUAAGCAAAAGAAAUAAUUCUUAGCAAAAGAAA